Microthlaspi erraticum is the source of this 4821-nucleotide messenger RNA. The record is from the annotation of a GenBank genome assembly. Lineage: Eukaryota; Viridiplantae; Streptophyta; Magnoliopsida; Brassicales; Brassicaceae.
AUGGAGUUGGUGGGGAAAGUCGUUAGGAAGGAGAUCGAGGGGUUUGGGUUUUGCUCCGGAACGGUUCGAUCUCACGAUUCGUCUGGAUUUCUCGAGAUCGUUUAUGAGAAUGGUGUUACGGAGAUUUCGGAAUUGGCUGAGGUUGUUGCUCUCGUGAUGGGAGAAGGGAAAUCCCAGGAAGCUCCGGUCCAAGUGAAGCCGCGAGUUGGUAAGAGGACAAGGAAGCGGCCUCGGGUCGAGAGGAUUGAUGAGAUCAAGCGAGACAGCUCUGCCGGAGGGCAGGAUGAGGUAAAUGUCAUGAGAAAUGUCGAUUUGAAUGAUGGAGUUACGGAGAAUUCGGGGGUUAGUGAUUGCUUUGGUGUUGAUUUGAGAGGGAACGUUGAUUUGAAUUGUGGUCCUGUGGGAACCCUAGGUGGUUCGACAUGGAAGGAGCCUGGGAUGGAUUUGAAUAGGUCUGUGCCGGAGCCUAGAGCUGGGUUUGAUCUGACUACCGGGUUGGAUUGGAAUUUAAAUGAAGGUUUAGGUUUGAUUAACGUAAAUGUCGACUAUGAGGAGAAUCUUAGUGACAAAAGGACGGGAUAUAUUGAUCUGAACAUGGAUCCCAGCUGUGAUUUGUACAAUGCUGGAGUCUGUGAUUUGAAUGCGCCGAAGAAGAAGAAGGGAGGAUUUGAUUUGAACUUGGAGGUUAGCGUGGAGAAUUGCAACGAAGACGAAUUCAUUCAAAUGAAUGGAAAUGGUACAGGUCAAGGAAUCAACAUGCAGGGUGCAAAUGGUGUCCAGGAUAAUCUUGAGACUGGAGAAUAUAAAGAAGUUCAUGUUGCUGAAGUCUCACGCGCUGAGCUUUUGGAGGAGAUACGGAAGCAGAACAUUGCUUCACUACAAGAUCUCAAUACUCCUAACUCUAAUGGGGUUGAGCGGGAUCAUGAUCGGCCUGAGCCUGAUGCUAAGAAUGAGGUUCUCUCUGAUAGGGAAAUUUCGGAUGAAUAUACAAGUGGUAGGAGGAAAAGAAGAAAAAGCUUGGAAAAUCCCAAUUUCACGAUGAGAAGAAGCGCUCGUAGGAUGUCAGCUCGAUCUCUUGUCAAUAGCACUGUUACAGCUUGCUUAGCUGACGAAGUAUCCCCUUCUCCGUCAGUUAGUAGUUUGACAGACGAGAAAACUUGGGUCGUUGAUGGAAAAUCUGAGAAUAUAUUUGUGCUUCCGCCAAAGCCACAAUUACCUCCAUCAUCAGAGACUUUGAAUUUAGAUGGUCUUCCCAUACUUGAUGUCUUUAGUGCUUACUCUUGCCUGAGGUCCUUCAGUACUUUGCUGUUUUUGAGUCCCUUUGAGUUGAAGGAUUUUGUGGAAGUGCUGAGGUGCAUGUCUCCUAGUCUAUUGUUCGAUAGCAUUCAUGUUUCUGUCUUGCAAAUAUUAAGGAAACAUUUGAAACAACUCGUUGCUGAAGGUGACCUAUCAGCCGCUGCUUGCCUGAGGAGUCUUGAUUGGGAUACUUUAGAUGUGGUUAAUUAUCCCCUUUUUGUGGCGGAGUACCUGCUAUUUUCUGGGUCUAAGGACAACGAUGGAGUGGAUCUAACUCGGUUUAACUUUUUCAGAAAUGAGUAUUUCAGACAGCCCAUGGAUUUGAAGAUUAAGAUACUUAGCCGUUUGUGUGAUGAUAUGACACAGGCUGAAGUUGUGAGAUCAGAGCUUAAUAAAAGAUGUUAUGCAGCUGAGUUUGAAAUGGAAAUUGAUAGGAAGACGAACACACAAGUGCGACGCAGAAAGCAAAAUAUGAUGGAGCUGGCAGAUGAUUUUCCUUUGAAUGAUGAGGUCAUCGAUGGUCAGUUUGACCGGAACAGUGACGACUGUUAUCUUUGUAAAAUGGAUGGGAACUUACUGUGCUGUGAUGGUUGUCCGGCUGCCUAUCAUUCUAAGUGUGUCGGUGUUGCCAGUCACCUUUUGCCUGAGGGUGACUGGUACUGCCCUGAAUGUUCAUUUGAUCGGCGUGUACCAGGAUUGAAGCCUGUAAAGCAAAUUCGAGGAGCAGAGUUUAUAGAGAUUGAUCCCCAUGGCCGAAAGUACUACAGCAGUUGUGGCUACUUAUUGGUGAUAGAUACAGCUGACCCAGGCUCAUUGAACUACUACCAUGUAAAUGAUGUGAUCCUUGUAUUGGAGCAGCUCAAGUCAUGCGAUAGUUUAUAUACUGGCGUAAUAAAAGCAGUGAAAAAACACUGGGAUAUCCCUGUUGGGCUGAAAAGGACAACCAGCGGUGUGAAUUCACAAAUGUCGAUUUGCUUUGAUAAGUCAGCCAAAGGAAUGACUACUUCUAUUGAUGGGUUUAAGGCUCCUCUACGAGCUCCAGAAAAAGAGCCAACAUCUGGAGUUAAGAAAAGGCUGGACGAAACAUGCAGCAAUGGAGGUUCACAUAAUCAUUGUCAUAGGACUCGUCGGAAGAUAUCAGGUUCAGCUACUGGGCUAGAUAUCCUUAAUAUAACUUCUGAAGGAUCUGCUGAAACGGUACAAAAUGGUUUGGUUGUCCAGAGUCCUCAUGAGCCAGCACCAUCAGGCAUUUUGGAUCUCAUGAAAGAGUCAAAUUUGGAUAUCCAUUCGUCUUCCCAUUCUUUGGUUAGAAUGAACACAAGGAAAGGACCGGACGUGCAGAGUGACACAGGCUACAGAAACCAGUACAUAUUUGCUCAGAUGACUAGAGCAAUUUCUGAAGAGAUGAUGCGUAAGUCACCUAUCCCUACCGAUGAUGUGAGAUCUGAUGAAGAGAUAGCCUCUACCCAGGUGAAGACUAUAUUGAUGAAAACCACCAAAUUUCAAUGGCGAAACAUCCAAGGCCUCUAUCUAGAUGCAUGGAAAGAAAAAUGCGGCUGGUGUCAUUCUUGCAAAUCGGAGGAUGCCGGUGGUGCGACAAAUUGUUUGUUUAACAUGAGUCUCGGGACUUUACGGGGUCCUUCAGAAAGUGAAGUUGCUAACAGUCAAUCUACUGAUAAGAAAAGUCAUCUUAUGCCUAUCAUAUGCCAGAUGUUAUCUAUGGAAAGUCGACUGCAAGGUCUUUUGGUUGGUCCAUGGUUGAAUCCACAGCACUCCACGAUCUGGCGUGAACACAUUCUGAACGCAUCAGAUAUAUCAAGCUUGAAACAUCUAUUAGUUGAAUUAGAGGCGAACUUGCAUCAUCGUGUUCUUUCACUUGAGUGGCUUAACCAUGUCGAUUCUGCCGUAGAAAUGGGCUCAGCUAAACACAUUCUCAUUGCGACACGAUCAUCGUCAAAGUCUGCUAUUGGUAAAAGACGGGGGACAUUGUUGGAGUCUGGGGUUAACCCUACUGCAAAAAAAAAUGGUGGAUUUACCAUGUGUUGGUGGAGAGGCGGCCGACUUUCACGGCAAUUAUUCAACUGGAAGGUUUUACCUCGCUCUUUGGUCUCGAAAGCGGCUAGACAAGGUGGAAGUAUGAAUAUUUCAGGAAUACUGUAUCCUGAGAAUUCAGAGCCCGCUAAGAGAAGCCGACGUGUUGUGUGGGAAGCAGCUGUUGGGUCAUCUACGACUUCAGAGCAGCUCGGUUUUCAGGUGAGGACACUCCACUCUUACAUAAAGUGGGAUGAUAUUGAAAACAGUCAUCUUAUCCCUGCAUCGGACAAAGAAUCCAAAAAAUCUGCCAGGCUGUUCAAAAAGGUGAUUGUCCGUAGGAAGUGCAUAGAGGAAGAAACUGUGAAAUAUCUCCUUGACUUUGGUAAAAGGAGAAAUGUUCCGGAUGUUGUGUUGAAGAAUGGUCGCAUGAUUGAAGAAUCCACGAGUGAAAGAAAAAAGUUCUGGGUAAAUGAAUCAGAUGUGCCUUUACAUCUUCUGAAAGGAUUUGAAGAGAAAAAAGCUGUUCGAAAAACUAGUAAGCCAGGAGGCACUUUCAGAAAUUCUGAGAUAGACAAAGUACGGCAAAGGUCCUCAGAGGGAAGAGGAUUCUCGUACCUAUUUGAAAGGGCAGAAAGAUCCGAGUCCUCUUUGUGUGAGCAGUGUAAGAAAUAUGUGCCUUUGAGUGAUGCUGCGUGCUGCCACAUCUGCAAAGGAUCAUUUCACAAAAAGCAUAUCAAGAGGGCGGAUAAGGAAGGCAUGUUCAUCUGUCUUCCUUGCAGAAGUGAAGUUCUUGCAAAAGAACAACCCGUUGUACGGAAAAGAGGGCGGCCCCCAGGGAGUUUCCGUAAGAAAAUUGGAGUUCAGACACAAAAGCGUAAAAAGGUCGUCAUACCUGCUCGCAAAUCAACUCGGCUAAUGAAGACUAAAACCUCACUGGCAGAGAAAAUUUCCGUUCGGUUGAAGAACCAUAAAAAGGUUGUUGCAAGCAAACCAUUGCGGCGUUCAGGCAGGAGACCGAAACAUGUUGUUCGCUUGCAGGAUGAGAGUAAAGUUCCUGAAGGGAGUAAGAAACGGAAGCUGGAAACCAAAAGAGGCAGAGGCAGGCCUAAGAAAAUAAAACAAGAGAUUUCCAUAAGAAAUAAGAGAACAGAACGGUGCUGCAGCUAUUGGUCGAAUGGACUCCUCUUAUCCAGAAAGCCUGGUGAUGAACGUGUCAACAAGUUCCGGAGAGAUAAAUGUUUUGUACCUUCGGAGAACUCGGGUUCUGAUCAUGAUCCACCUAAGUGUCAUUUAUGCGGCUCAACUGAAUCGGAGUCUGGAUCAACUUCCAUCGCUUGCGAAAUCUGUGGAGAGUGGUACCAUGGAGAUGCAUGUGGGAUUAACGAGGAGAAUUCAAGUAUGGUGAUUGGAUUCCGGUGCCAUCUCUGUCGCAAAAUGUCUUCUCCCACCUGUCCACAAAUGAGAGCUACUACAUCCCCUGUCCCAUCCUAA